This is a messenger RNA of Penicillium diatomitis, 1359 nucleotides long. RefSeq lists its product as uncharacterized. Bases 1 to 1359 code for a protein of 452 amino acids. The record is from RefSeq and is a predicted model, not a curated record. The transcript has 2 exons. Lineage: Eukaryota; Fungi; Ascomycota; Eurotiomycetes; Eurotiales; Aspergillaceae.
AUGGUUCAUCAGGCCCAUAACAUACCAUGGAAUGUGUUCGUCUCCAAUCUCUCCUGGGGCUCGACCAAAAUCAAAGGCGACAGAAUCAUCAACCUACAUCCUCGUGGCAGAAAAGACCAAGGAAAGGAGCUCACAUAUUUCCUGAGAGCUUUCAUUCGGACCAUCCAGGAGCACACCAAAUCUGAGCGUGCAAAGUAUCCAUCUCACAUAGGCGCAAAAGAACCACAUGAUAUCGUUCUCAAUCCGGCGACAGUUCACAAUAUCACACCUACCGUACGCAGAUGGCGAAGUUACGGGUUCCGGGGGGAUUGUCCAAGCGGUGUUUGCAACACUUUUGCCGAAAAAGAAUGCCGCUGCGUUCCCAUUCCAGAUGAGGAGAGGAGAGCUGCUGCUUUUCUCCGACCGUACGGUCAGCGGAGAUGCUACGUGUUUUUACGAGACAACAAGGAUGCUUUCUUCAACAUUGAGAUUGUAAAGACUCUUAUACUGCAUGGUGAAAUGGAGGCCCUUCUCCAGGCCUGCGCCCUCCCAGGUGUGGAGCUCGCAAAGUGGUGGGAGGAUUCUGAAUGCCAAUGUGAGUACGCCGUUCUUGGAUGGGACCAAGUGUGCAUCAAAGCUUUGAGAGCCUACAUAUGUCUCAACACAAUUGACUCCCUUCCUGAACUGUGGGAUAAGGCAUCUGGAAGCACCGAAGAGACAGACUACCGCCGCAGCAGGUUCUAUCAGUACACAUUGCGAACAUGUACUGGCGAAGAAGACCACAUCUCAGAAGUCACCACAUAUCCGCAUAGAGCGUUUUUUGGCAUCGGUGACAACCAGUUCCGAGGCGAAUAUACUGUCCCUCAAAUCAGACGAUCUCAUUGGCUUCGGUGGGAACCACAACCAAGGCUACUCUAUAUAAAAAUGUAUGAUUGGCCGCGAUCUAACCACUAUGGUAAGGUUCCCAUCGAGGAGUUCCUCACAUUGGAAAAUCCUGCCUAUAUGGGACAUCCGCCGAGUCAGUCCGGCGUCGCGCUUAUCCAAAGCUAUCUUUUUGAGAAAGGAUUACCUGCCGAAUUAGUCCUAAUGGUCAUGGACCUGGCGGAUUAUAAACCGAUCGGACGGUUGAGUGAGCCCCAUGACCCUUUUCAUCCUUCCAAUCGCAUGGAAUUGGAUCAGUACGUCACCUACUGCUGGCAGCUCCUGGUUCGUUGUGAGAUGCUAGCUAGUGCUCUCGAUAUGAGGAUUCCGUGGGAGAAACUUAUUGCAGACUGUCUUGUUGAAUUUUUCGCCAGUGAUCGAGAUGGGCAAGGUCGAUUCUACUGGAAUGCACGAGAUGAAGAAGGUGCGAUCACCCACAGAGUCUUUAUUAAACCUUGA